AUGAGACGUGAACGCAUCGGCUACAGCAGCAACCACGACGACUUAUUCAUGUUAGAAGAAGGCAUGAGCUCAUCUGAAGAAGACUCGGGGGGGUUUGAGAUGAUGGAUUCGAGUCGCAACUGCCACAGCAUUCAGGAGGAGAUUUCAUCGAAAGAGACACUGGCAGUGUUGCGCCUGCGUCAGACAGUGGCUCUCAUCCUGAUGUUGGCAACGGUCACUGUUUCGUUGUUGAUCUACCUGAUUAGGAAAAACGGGGAGGCCCAGGAAUUCCAGAAUCAGUACGAUGCUGCCGCGGACAAGAUCAUUGAAUCGUACGAAGACAUCAUUCACAAGAUGGGAGCCAUCAGUGGCCUGGGCGUCGCUCUCGCGAGCCACAGCAUGGGUCAGAAGACCUUCUCCGAAUGGCCCUUCGUGAGCUUGCCCAACUUCCAAGUUCGGGCAGGAAACGCAAGAGAACUGUCAGGGGCCUUGGCCGUUAGUAUCUCGCACAUUGUUCCAAGGGGGGAAUUCAAUGCAUGGCACGAGUUUGUGAACGGGCCAGACAAUGCCUGGAUUGAAGAAAGCUAUAGUUACCAGGAAUCUUUGGGUACGAAUGACUUUGAAUACCCCGAGAACAUAGAGAAGAGCUGGAUCAGAAGAAACGAUACUGUUGAUGUAAUGCACUACUUCGACGAGAAUGGAAAUCCAAUGGCGGAAGAGAGUUCUAUGCAUUUCUAUUUACCAGUCUGGCAAGUUAGCCCUCUAUUGAAGACGAAUCUUGUGAACAAGAAUUCGAUCUACGAGGAAGACUUCUCCGAUGCCUUGGCACACAUCUUGAAGUACAAGACAGCCUACGUGGGCAGGUUCCAGACUGCGACUCCUGGCGACGCCACGUCUUCUGACCCAAGUACUGCUCGAUUUGCUGCCCUUCUGAGUAUCCGGGAAGGGAAACAAGUCCCCUACCUAGGCGAACCAAUGUUUAACAUCCACUUCCCGAUAUUUGACCAGUUCGCCGCAAAGGAAAGAAAGAUAGUCGCUAUCAUGACUUCGACUGUUUCAUGGCGCUCCUACUUCCAAAACAUCUUGCCUAGAAACGCCAAGGGCGUUGUGGUUGUUCUAGACAGUGGUCGCGAACAAUUCUCGUUCGAGAUCGAUGGCCACGAAGCCCGAGUCCUUGGCCUCGGUACUCACUAUGAACCACGAUAUGAGAAAUACAGGAAGCAUGCCGAUUUCACUGUUGGCCAUGUGAAAGAUGGGACGGUCAAUGGCAUCACGAUCAACUCAGAACACUGUCACUGCAACUAUCAUAUCGACAUCUACCCGUCGACAACAUUCUACGACGAGUACAACACCAAUGCACCGGUCGUACUGACCUUUGCAACCGUUGCGAUAUUUGUUUUCAUGAUAGCAAUCUUCCUUCUGUACGAUUUCUUGGUCGAGAAAAGGCAAACAGUCGUCUUAAACGAGGCCACGCAAUCGACUGCGAUUGUCUCUUCGCUCUUUCCCAAGAACGUAAGGGAGAGGCUCAUGAAAGAAACGCGUCAAAACUUGGGAAUUCGAAGCAAGUCUGGUCGUCGCAACUUCAUGAAUGUUUCACGGACUGAGAUGGAAUGUGCCCCGAUUGCCGAACUCUUUCCCAACUGCAGCGUCUUCUUUGCCGACAUCGCGGGUUUUACCGCUUGGUCAUCCACGCGGGAGCCUUCCCAGGUAUUCAUGUUGCUCCAAGGGCUUUAUCAGGAAUUCGAUAAGCUCGCAAAGCACUGGAAAGUCUUCAAAGUUGAGACAAUAGGGGAUACGUAUAUGGCCGCAACCGGGCUCCCUCAACCACAAAAGAAUCACGCGACAAUCUUAGUGGGUUAUGCUCGCCAAUGCAUGCUGAAAAUGCGCGAGACAACCGAUAAGCUAGAAACGACGCUUGGCCCAGGCACUGCAGCUCUUUCGAUGCGUAUGGGGGUUCAUUCGGGACCAGUGACUGCUGGCGUGCUACGAGGGGACAGGGCACGCUUCCAACUCUUUGGUGAUACGGUCAACACCGCCUCUGUGAUGGAAAGCACUGGUUGCUGUGGAAUGAUCCAGGUGUCAGAAGCCACUGCAACUCUUCUCAGGCUGGCUGGCAAGGACUACUGGCUGCAACCCCGCCAGGACAUGGUGAAUGCAAAGGGAAAAGGUGUGCUGCGCACGUUCUAUGUUUCUCCUCCACUGGUCAGCGGAUUCACAAACAGUUGGUCAGGCAAACUCGGGAGUUCUACUAGUAUUGCUGACGAUCAUUCGUCGUUAGGAAAUAUGGACUGGAAAGAAGCAGAACUGGGACAUUCUCAGACGGCUGAAAAUGCUAGAUUUGUGGAUUGGAUGACUGAACUGCUUCUUGCGGACGUUCGAAAGAUGGUUGCCCAUCGUAGACAGCUUGGGGUCAAGGAAGACCGAACAUCGGACUUCGUGUAUCGCUUGCCCGAUGGGAAGACGUGCAUGGACGAAGUGAAAGACGUGAUUCAAAUGUCAACGUUCAACGAAGCUGCACACUGCGCCUCGGACUCGUCGCCAGUUGUCAUUGAACCAUACAUCGUGGAAUCACUCCGAGGAUUUGUAUCAGACGUCGCAUUGCUGUACAGAAGAAACCACUUCCAUGGCUUUGAACAUGCGUGUCAUGUCACCCAAUCAGUUUCGAAGCUGUUGCAUCGAAUAGUGAAACCAAGUAUUCACCCUCUUUGUGACGGAAGUCACCGUGAUUUUGCCUUGCACAUGCAUGAUCACACUUACGGAAUCUGCAAUGAUCCUUUGGUGGCGUUCGCCCUCUCGUUCUCAAGCCUGAUUCAUGACUUAGAUCACAAAGGCAUCUCUAAUGCUCAACUGGCAAAGGAAGCCCCUGUCUUGGCAACGAUUUACAAAAACAAGAGUAUUGCGGAGCAGCACUCCUGCGAGCUCGCUUUUGAGUUGCUAAUGCAGGAUCGCUACAAGGAUCUUCGUAGAGUCAUUUUUGGAACCACGGAACAAUUUCAUCGAUUCUACCAGAUCGUUGUCAACAUAGUGCUUGCCACCGACAUUUUCGAUGCAGAAUUGAAGGCAAAAAGAGAAGAGAGAUGGGCCAAAGCGUUCUCUGAGACAGAUUGCAGCAUUGCUGUGGGCAACGUUCAAGGAGCAGUCAAUGAUGUCCGCGCGACAGUUGUUCUGGAGCACAUCAUUCAAGCCUCCGAUGUGUCACACUGCAUGCAGCAUUGGCAUGUCUAUCAGAAAUGGAAUAGACGGCUGCUGAUGGAAAUGCAUAAAGCGUACAAGGCUGGCCGAAUGGGGAUAGAUCCGUUCACCUUUUGGUACAAGGGCGAGAUCGGUUUCUUUGACAAUUACAUUAUUCCCCUGGCUAAGAAACUGAAAGAGUGUGGUGUCUUUGGGGUUAGCAGUGACGAAUACUUGGACUAUGCCCUGAAGAACCGUGCCGAGUUUGCAGAGCGAGGACAAGAGAUAGUGGAGUCAAUCAAGAGAGAACUUGAGGCUGAGUCAAUCAAGAGAGAACUUGAGGCUCUGGAAACUGCAACUGUGGCCACAAUGGACGAGGCCCACAUGAACACCAGAAGAACAAUUCCAGAACAAGCCUUGGGAAGCAGUUGGGCCCAUCCGACUCCUCCAUACCUUCCAACACCUUGCCUAGCUCGGGUUGCCUCUGAACCUGUCAGAAGAACAAUUCCAGAACAAGCCUUGGGAAGCAGUUGGGCCCAUCCAACUCCUCCAUACCUUCCAACACCUUGCCUAGCUCAGGCUGCCUCUGAACAAGCCUUAGAAAGCAGUUGGGCCCAUCCGACUCCUCCAUACCUUCCAACACCUUGCCUAGCUCGGGUUGCCUCUGAACACGCCAGAAGAACAAUUCCAGAACAAGCCGUGCGAAGCGGUUGCGCCUAUCCAACUCCUCCACACCUUCCAACACCUUGCCUAGCUCGGGUUGAAACUUUUUGA
This is a messenger RNA of Seminavis robusta, 3924 nucleotides long. The record is from the annotation of a GenBank genome assembly. Lineage: Eukaryota; Bacillariophyta; Bacillariophyceae; Naviculales; Naviculaceae.